This is a messenger RNA of Orussus abietinus, 693 nucleotides long. RefSeq lists its product as uncharacterized. The transcript is spliced from 3 exons. The coding region runs from base 1 to 693 and encodes 230 amino acids. The record is from RefSeq and is a predicted model, not a curated record. Lineage: Eukaryota; Metazoa; Arthropoda; Insecta; Hymenoptera; Orussidae.
AUGAGACCAACGUCAAAAGCUAUCAAGUGGAAUACAUACGCUUUGCCUUUUAGUCCGGGAAUUUGGGUCUCCAUCGGUUGGUUGUUGAUAGCAACAAGUGGAAUAAUAAUUGCUAUAAAAGCAAUUGCAAUGACAAUGUCUGUCAAGUCUUUAGACAGCGAAAGAAUACCUAAUUCGGAAUGGGCCCCCAUGAAAAUCAUCCAUGUGGUGGUCCACAUGACAGCCACUGUCAUAUUGGCAGCAUAUUCGGCUUAUCUUAUCAGUUUCCUCGCUGUCAAAAGUGUCACCAUGCCUUUCACUACAAUGGAGGGACUUUUAAAGGACGGGACUUACAAAUUCCUCGCUGUCAAUAAUACUGAAGAUUUUUUCAUGUUCAAGGUCACCAGCAACCCGGUUUUGAAAUUGUUGGGAAAGAAAGCAAUGGUUUCGCCGGACAAAUUGCCAAAAAGUCAUUUAGAUGGACUUCGACAAGUCUGUAACAACGAGAAACUUGCUGUGAUAGUUUCAGACGGUGCAUACCGUUUCUUAAGGAACUAUAUUAAUUGUUCUUUGGAGCCGUUGGAUCCCAUUAAGGAAGUGACAAUCGCCUUAAUAGUCAGCAAGAAUAACCAAUUCAAGGAGAUCAUUAACAACAAGUUAAAUCAUCCAUUAAACACUGAAAAAGAUCCAGUUAAUGUUAUCAGAUGCGCCUGA